AUGACGUCCAAGUAUUUGAGGAGUAACUUGGGUAAAGAACAUCUCUUUCACUUGUUAAUGUAGGAGUACGUCUCGUGCCCAUCGUGUGGCCGAACGCUCUUUGACCUUCAGGAGAUAAGCGCUCAAAUCAGAGAAAGAACAUCCCAUUUGCCCGGUGUCUCGGUAAAAUUUCUCGGUUCUCUGGACACGCACUUGCCCUUUGAGAGUCGAAAUCUUCUACCGAGGUGACAAUUUUUUGUGCGACCUUGUGCCAGAUCGCUAUCAUGGGUUGCAUAGUCAAUGGCCCUGGGGAGAUGGCUGAUGCAGAUUUUGGCUACGUGGGGGGCGCCCCGGGAAAGAUCGACCUCUACGUCGGCAAGGUAAACAAGCUCCUCUCCGUCUUGCCUUCGUUCAUUUUUCAUUCAUCGCACCGUACAAGAAAGGAGCACAGGAAGGCCGAUCAAGGGUCGCGAUGGGCUCCCGGCCCUGCUCCGGUGGGCGUCUUCUAAGACGGAAGAAGAACUGAGGCGCCGAUUUUUCGUGGCUCUUCCAGACCGUGGUGCAGAGGGGGAUCGCCAUGGAUCAGGCGACGGAUGCCUUAAUCCAGCUGAUCAAGGAACAUGACCGCUGGGUCGAUCCGCCAAAGGAAGAAGAAUGACGGAGCCUCCGCGCGCUCUUCCCGUUUCCCCAAUUCAUGAUAAUAAAUAGACUAAGUUGGUAAUCGUGAGGAUCGGCUGUUUUAUUCUCUGUAUCCUGCGACCAUCGAUCGCUAGCCGUGUGUGUAUUCUGUGUAAAAGAAAUGUUAAAUGUCUGGGGACAUUGGAUCGGUGGGGGUAGAGCAGCCUGAGAUUUCAAGCCGCUCGCCGGCCGCUCAAUGGAAGGCGGAGCGCCGUCGAUUGCGGCCGUUCCGAAGGGGAAGAGGGAUGGUGCGGCAGAUUCUGCUUCAACGAGAGGGACUGUGACAGAAGCAGAAGCGAGGAUUCACGGGAGAAGCCGCCGCGUGUGACCUAGCUGCCCAACGUCCGUCCGCGGCUAGUUCCUCGGCAUUCAAGGAACCGCGUCUUUUGCAAACCGAUCGCUCUCUGCCUCUCCGCAUUCGCUCAGCAGCCGCCGUCUCCCCCCGUCCGUCUGCUUGGACCAGCGGGACCAUACUUUACGACUACUGCCUGCCGUGGGGUUCCUUAAGACGGAGGGCACCAUGGGACGGCCUCGAAGGAGAGAGUUUGAGGUGGCAUCGAAAGAGACGGGAGUUGUCGACCGUUGGAGAGCGCCACCUCCGAAGUGUCAACGCACACUCCCCCGGGACCGCCUGCGAUGGGGGGGGAGUUCCGGUGUCCCCGGUGAUUGGCUGGGCCGCGGAGGUCGUCAACGCCGCCACGAACGAAUGGGGCGAAUUACAACGGAAGAGGAUUGACGUCUGUCACGCGGAUAGAAGCGACGCCACCCGAAGGCUAACCAUCAGAAUCUCCCCGGAGAGAGGUUUCUUUUGAAAGCGGGGUGCCGAGAUUUGAAAGGACGAACAGCGCUGGAGGAAACGAGAUUUGCCCGCGCGAGGUGUCCGUCCUAACCAAUUGGAGGCGGCGCACAACGGCCGGGGGAGGUCGUUACCGGGUGGCACCGGAGAGCAGCCUCUGACGAGCCGGGCCCCGUUUCUACCGCGGAAGAGGACAAGAGAUGGAAACAGCCAGCCUGGCAGGUCUGCGCUGUGGGCCCCUGUCAGCUGCUUCCGAGAGCGAGGGGCCGUCCCGCGAACAAGAGUGAGUGAGAGAAAAGAUAAGGACGCCCACGGAAUGGAGAGGAGAGGAAGUGGAGUAGAGGUUCAUGGAUCAAGCGGCGGUAACCAAAUUUCGUGGUGUGUCAUCGAUCUGUGCCGAGGAUUCAACCGACGGCCGGGCAAAACAAUCGAACCUAAAGCCCCUCCCCCAGCCUGCAAAUGCGCGGGUUGCACGAGAAGAAAUGAUGAGCGUUGCUGGCGGCUCGACACGAAGAUCCCAGGCCUGGCCUGACCUGGUUUUGCUGUGAGAAUGGGAGAGAGCGAAACAAGAAGAACAUCACCGAACAGGACGACCGACGAGGCGAUGAGGUCAUAGCAUCUCGCGGCGGACGUCGUGGCCGUACUGGGACCGUCGAACGUUGUCCUGGCGCUUCUUGUAGACAAAUGCCCCUAGCCCCACCAGCGUCGCUGCCAUCAUCACUCCGACAACGAGCCCCGCCUUCUGUCCCCCGCUCAUCCCCCCGCCGCCGCCUCCGGAAGGCUGCGCCUCGGCCGAAAGAUUGCCGGCCUUGUCGAGCUUUUGCGUCGGCUCUCCCGAGGGCGCCGGAGCAGGAGAAUCAGACGGCAAUGGCGACUCCGACGACGGCGAGGCGUCUGACGGUGAAGACGAGUAA
Spirodela intermedia is the source of this 2367-nucleotide messenger RNA. Lineage: Eukaryota; Viridiplantae; Streptophyta; Magnoliopsida; Alismatales; Araceae. The record is from the annotation of a GenBank genome assembly.